Chinchilla lanigera (long-tailed chinchilla) is the source of this 2798-nucleotide messenger RNA. It is a transcript of the gene Nr1i2, whose product is annotated as nuclear receptor subfamily 1, group I, member 2. Gene Ontology annotation, biological process: cell differentiation; positive regulation of transcription by RNA polymerase II; negative regulation of transcription by RNA polymerase II. The transcript has 11 exons. NCBI's taxonomy places the organism in Eukaryota, Metazoa, Chordata, Mammalia, Rodentia, Chinchillidae. Bases 1 to 1734 code for a protein of 577 amino acids. Gene Ontology annotation, molecular function: zinc ion binding; nuclear receptor activity; RNA polymerase II cis-regulatory region sequence-specific DNA binding. The record is from RefSeq and is a predicted model, not a curated record.
AUGGUUGCCGUGCUCUGUAUCCCGCGCUGUCAGCACGUGGUUCUCGCAUGCUGGGGUCGAUGCAGGCACAUGGAAUGCACAGCCCUGCACCACAAGCACUCAGUCGCCGGCUCUGUCUUGUGGUCCCAGCAGGCUGUGCUCACUUCAGAUGAACGAAUAAAGGUGUUGCUGGAGUGGACCUGGGCCACGGACCCAAAGGCGUCUCUGAAGGCGCCGCUGAGUCCAGUCCGCACUGUCAGACUUCGCCCUUGCUGGUGUGGCUGCUUUGGAAGGGAGGAAACCUUCGGAGGAAGCCCCAAAUUGUGUAAGCUUCAGACCUCUGAACAGGGGCAGCUCUACUGGCUGACUGACUACCUGAGCACCCAGGGAAGUUUCCAAACACCACUGACUGGGGUGGGCCGCAGGCCGGGUCUAAGAGUUCCAGAAGCAAACCUGGAGGUGAGACGUGAAGAAAGUCAAAGCCAUGCCAAUGUUGUACAUUACCAAGAAGCAGAUUCUGUCUCUGAGACACCCACCAUCAACGUAGAUGAGGAAGAUGGGGGUCUCCAAGUCUGCCGAGUAUGUGGGGACAAAGCCAAUGGCUAUCACUUCAAUGUCAUGACAUGCGAAGGAUGCAAGGGCUUUUUCAGGCGGGCCAUGAAACGCAACGCGCGGCUGAGGUGCCCCUUCCGCAAGGGCGCGUGCGAGAUCACGCGCAAGACGAGGCGGCAGUGCCAGGCCUGCCGCCUGCGCAAGUGCCUGGAGAGCGGCAUGAAGAAGGAGAUGAUCAUGUCCGAAGCGGCCCUGGAGCAGAGGCGGGCCUUGAUCAAGAGGAAGAAGCGGGAACGGGUGGAGACCCAGCCGCCCGGCGUUCAGGGGCUCACGGAGGAGCAGCAGAGGCUGAUCAGGGAGCUGAUGGAAGCUCAGAUAAAAACCUUCGACACCACCUUCUCCCAUUUCAAGGACUUCCGGCUGCCAGAGGUGUUUGGCAGUGGGCGUGAGAUGCCACAGUUUCUACAGACCCCACUGGAGGAAGACAAGUGGAACCAGAUCAAGAAAGAUCUGUGUACUGUGAAAAUCUCUCUGCAGCUGCGGGGAGAAGAUGGCAGUACCUGGAACUACAAACCCCCAGAUAACAGCGACGGGAAAGAGAUCAUUUCCCUGCUGCCCCACCUGGCUGACCUGUCAACCUACAUGUUCAAAGGCGUCAUCAAUUUUGCCAAAGACAUCUCCCACUUCAGGGACUUGCCCAUCGAGGACCAGAUCUCCCUCCUAAAGGGGGCCACCUUUGAGAUGUGCCUACUGAGGUUCAAUCCAACGUUCAACGAAGAGACUGGGAUCUGGGAGUGUGGUCGGCUGGCCUACUGCUUCAAAGACCCUGAAGGUGGCUUUCAGAAACUUCUCCUGGAUCCCAUCAUGAAGUUCCACUACACGCUGAAGAAGCUGCAGCUGCAUAAGGAGGAGUAUGUGCUGAUGCAGGCUAUCUCCCUCUUCUCCCCAGACCGCCCAGGUGUGAUGCAACGUGCAGUGGUGGAACAGCUGCAGGAGCGAUUUGCCACCACCCUGAAGGCCUACAUUGAGUGUGUCCGGCCCCAGCCUGCACACCGGUUCCUGUUCCUGAAGAUCAUGGCCGUGCUCACCGAGCUGCGCAGCGUCAAUGCCCAGCACACCCAGCGGCUUCUGCGCAUCCAAGACACGCACCCCUUUGUCACUACGCCCCUCAUGCGGGAGCUGAUAAGCAGCACGGAUGACUGAGUGGUGGCCCUUGGGUGGAGCCUCGGUGGGACAGCCAGACUCCGAGCGCUCUGAGAUGCCACUUCUGAGGCUGGAUGGAUGGACAGUGCUGACAGCUGACCACAGCAGAGUGGCAUUCCUUAGGCACCCCAUCCCCCAGUUCAGUCUGUAGAGAGGGAAGCCAUGGAUCCUGUAUGGAGAGCACACUGGCCUACAGGUCAGGCCCACCGGAGAAGCAGGGCUGUGCUUCCCUUAGAGAAGGCCCUGUGGUCUGGGAAUAAAUCCCGAAAUCCCACUAAAGUGCCAUGUGGGACAGGGAAAGGAGUGAUGGGGCUGAGCCCCGACAGCACCCAUGUCAUACCCAUGUUCACUGGCUGGAGUCUCUUGCUACCUCUAACAGUCCUGCCUCCCCCUUCCCACCCACUGGACCAACCCCGAUCUUCCCCGCUAAGCUGCUGUUGGGCUGCGGUUCCAGGCCUGUGCUCAUCAGCAGGUGCACUGGUGUCUGUGGGAGUCUUCUAGAGAAGCCAGGAGGCCUGCACUGUGUCAGAAGCUUGUGGUGACCUCAUGUUGGGUCUCUGCAUCCACUCAAGCACAUUAUUAAGUACCAGCAUGCUGUGGGAUAUAUACUAUUGACGCAGAUGUGGACUUGACCUCAGAGCUUACAGUUAAGAAAACAAAGCUGGAACACAACACGGAUCAAAGGGGCAAGUGAAGGGCUGGGGAUUUACCUCAGCGGCAAAAGCGCCUGCCUGGCAUGCGCAAGGUCAUGAGUUUGGUUCCCGGUACCGGAGAAAAACCAAAAAAAAAAAAAGACAAAGGGGCAAGUGGCACUUGACAUACACCCAGGGAAUGUCUCUGAGUGGACACUGACUGCACUGGAGAUCUGGGGGUACCUAGGGCCACAAUGAGGGUUCUGAGGACCUGUUUCUGGGAGGAAGGGGUGGGAACCGUAUGGUUUGGUAUGGGCAGUCUGCUCCCCACCGGACUGGGUCCUGGCUUUGCCCCUGAGGGGGAAACACUGAGGUGCUUGGUGACAUGGCUGUGGUGACUGUUGGCUAAUAAACAUGCUAGAGGAGAAUCAU